This is a messenger RNA of Periconia digitata, 1693 nucleotides long. Lineage: Eukaryota; Fungi; Ascomycota; Dothideomycetes; Pleosporales; Periconiaceae. The record is from the annotation of a GenBank genome assembly.
AACGCAAGCAGGCAAGCAACCAUGGCGGAGAAACCAACAUCCCGCAUCACGGCAGUCAAUGGCUCCAACAAUCACGGAAAUCAUUUGCGUCCUCCCAGUAUGAAGAGACAUAACACCGGUGAUUCGGAUGAUACCGACUUUGACGAUUACUUCGUCGGACCACGAGAUCUAAACCACCAUUCCAAAUGGCCUAUUUUCCUACAGCUCCACGGUAGUGUCACGCCGGGCAUGGUCCUGCCGCUGCUGUUUGUAGGAGCUUGGAGUACGGCUAUCACUUGUAUCUCGAAAUUCGUAUGGAAUCUCGGCAUCCAAUCCGUUCUCCUCACAGUCCUCGGUUUCGUAGUCGGUCUCGCCCUCUCUUUCCGUUCCUCCACAGCCUACGAGCGCUACAAUGAAGGCCGCAAAUACUGGGCCCAACUCGCCUUUGUAUCGCAGAACCUCGCCCGACUAAUCUGGAUCCACGGCGAAGAGCGCCACAAUGACCCCAACGACCCGCUCCUCGGCAAGAAAGACAUGCUUGCCAAAAUCAGCUGCUUGAAUAUGAUUGUGGCGUUUGCGAAUGCGUUGAAGCACAAGCUGAGGUUUGAACCGUUUGCGCACUACGACGAUUUGGCCAACUCGAUUGGGCAUCUGGAUACGUUUGCGAAGCGUGCGGGAACGCCUGACGAGAUCAAAGCUCCUAAUGCGUUCAAGCGCGCUGGCAAGUUUCUGGGUAUCCCAAUGGCGGAGUCGAAUCCCCGGAAACAGCUCAAACGCGCUACAAAGCCCGUCGGGAACUUGCCUCUGGAGAUUUUGAACCACUUGUCCGCGUACAUGAAGAGCGUUUACGAGAACGAGACGCUCAAGACGCCCAUUUAUCAGACGCAGAGUUUGACGGCGUUGACGACUUUCAACGAUAUCCUCACGGGUACGGAUCGUAUUUUGCAGACACCGCUUCCCAUCGCGUAUUCCAUUGCCAUUGGGCAGAUUACGUGGGUGUACAUCUUGCUGUUGCCGUUCCAGCUGUACAAGUCGCUUGAAUGGGUCACGAUCCCUGCGUCUAUUUUCGCUGCAUACGUGAUUCUGGGUAUUGCUCUGAUCGGCCGCGAAAUCGAAAACCCCUUCGGCGACGACGUAAACGAUCUCCCCCUCGACGCCUUCUGCGUCCAGAUCCAAGCCGACCUCGACAUCAUCAUGGCCACUCCCCCCAUCGAAGCGACAUCCUUCCUCGACUCCCCCGACAACAAGCCGCUCUACCCGCCCAGCCACAUGAGCAGCGAGGGCUGGUUAGACCGCAGCGUCGAUGAUAUCCGUGCGGCAUUGAGCUACCGCGCUACUGUCAACCAGAGACACAAUAUGGAUGCGGAUGAGCUUUUGAGAGUGAAGAGCCAGGACGGCGGCCCGAGAAAGAGCAGUCAGAGUGUGAGGAGGGUGAGGAGGGAUGUGGAGCAGGGGGGAAAUGCGAAUGCGGGGGGUGGGAAUGCUGUCAGCGGGCAGGCUGCUGGAGCAGGUGCGGGUGGUGCUGGGGCUGGCGGUCAGGAGUGAGUGAGUGAGGGAUUUGAAGCGUCAGAAUCAUGUUUGGGGGAGUCUGUUCUCUUUUCCCAGAUUUUUUUUGUUUUCUUUUCGCAGGUAGGCGUGCAUGUUCUGGGUUUGAUGCCACGUUGGAGACUGCGUGAGCCAGCGAGCGAGCGUGCAUGUCUUUUCCCCCUCUCCU